AUGACGGUGGAUCCGGCGAACGAAACUCUACCAGCGAACUGCAUCAACUACGGUCGCUUCACACCAAGAAACCUUGGAAUGACCUUUGCUUACGGCCUGCUUCUUGUCACUUCUUUGAGUGGAAAUUUCUUAAUAGUAAUAGUUGUCUACAAGAUGAAAACCAUGCGGACAACAAUUAACUUCUUCAUUGUCAACAUGGCAAUGUCAGAUCUGUUGUUUCCAGUUUUUGUAUUUCCAUUGCUUCUCACAGAGAUGUACGUCGGCGGCUUCGGUCCACCAGGAAAAAACAUCUGCUUGGUGCUCUUUUUAUUACAGUAUGUCUCCAGUUGGGUUUCCAUUCAAAGCCUUAUUUUGAUCGCUGUGGAUCGAUUUUUGGCUGUGGUUUUUCCACUGCACUCCCCGAUCAUCACUUCAAAAGUGCGUCCAUUUGUCAUCCUGACAACUUGGAUAGUUGCAACUGCUUCUUCAUUUCCAAUGUUAGUCUUUUACAACUCCAUGGAGUUCAGCGAGAAGCUGAACUGCGGGCGCAUAUGGUUUACAAAGUAUUUUCGAGAAAAAUAUUACAUUCACGUUAUGCCUUUGAAUGUAGUCUUCAAGACAAUUCCUUUUAUCUUACUUGCUACUCUUUACUCUGUCAUUCUUUUCAAGCUGAAAAUACAGACAAUUCCAGGUGAACGAUCGAUAAAUGCUGAAGAACAACGUGUUCAAAGAAACAGAAAAGUUCUCAAGAUGGCCACGGCUAUCUUACUGGGAUUUGCCAUGUGCUGGAUGCCUUUGAGUAUCAUAGGCUUUUUAGGCCUCUCUCUCGGAGACAGUGAAGGUUGUGGCCGAAUUCCGCCAUUUGUGAUUGUCGCUGUUUUUCUGAAUUACGCCAAUUGUGCUGUUAAUCCUUGCAUAUGUUUUACGUUUUGUAGAAAUUUCCGUCAAGCCCUGAAGGGCCUCCUUUAUCAAAAUGCGCCAGGGCCGUAA
Molecule: messenger RNA, 969 nt
Organism: Stylophora pistillata
Lineage: Eukaryota; Metazoa; Cnidaria; Anthozoa; Scleractinia; Pocilloporidae
Product: RYamide receptor-like
Biological process (GO): G protein-coupled receptor signaling pathway
Cellular component (GO): plasma membrane
Molecular function (GO): G protein-coupled receptor activity
Source: RefSeq, a predicted model, not a curated record